AUGCUGUCGCGCGCCAUUCACGAGCGAGACAUCAUGGGCCGCUUCACUGACAGCGUCGCAGUCAUGGACUGGCAGCGUGACUUGCAGCUGCUCCAUCACUUCUCGACGUACACCGCUUUGACCAUGUCCGAAAUGGACAGCAUACGUCGAUGCUACCAGGUCGCCUACCCGCGCGUUGGCUACUCGAGCAAGGCCGUCAUGCACGGCAUCCUGGGCGUGGCUGCCCUGCAUCUUGCCCAUCUUUACCUGGACCAGCGUGCCAAGUGGCUUGUCAUUUCAACCAACCACCAGAAUCGGGCCAUCAGUGGAUUCCGUUUGACAUUACCAACAAUCACGCCGGAAAACUGUGACGAGCUGUAUACCCUGUCCAGCCUGACAGUAAUGCUGCGUUGUGCAUCGCUGCCGUUCCCGUCAGAUCCCCGCCACUCGGAUCCAAUCGACGACACCUGCGAGGUAUUCAUGCUCAUGCGAGGCGUCAAUGAGAUCUUGAAAACAUCCUACGUCUGGGUCGCCCAAGGGCCCAUCUCGGCCAUGCUUGUCCCAGAAAGAGUAGGCACCUUCAUUCCAUUUGAGUCGACGGAAUUACUGCCACUGGAUGAUGUUGGCGUCCAAGAUCGUUUCGACACGCUCAAGGCCAUCGCGCUGCAUGAAUCUUUCGACCCCGCCAUACGUAGGACACUGUUGCAGUCUGUUGCUUCGCUCAGCAAUUGUUUCCGCCAGAUCAUGAUCCAACCCCCCGACCGCGAACCUGGUCUUCUCCUGAUUUGGCCCAUCCGCGUGUUCCCCGAGUUUAUCUUCCUCAUCCGUCAGAGACAUCCAGCGGCGCUGAUAUUCCUUGCCCACUGGUGCAUUGUCUUCCACAAUCACGCCAACUUUUGGUGGCUGGGUGACCGCGGACAGCGCUGCGUGAUUGCCAUCGCCGAGCAGAUAGAACCAGGAUGGAGAGACUAUCUUCAUUGGCCACUGGAAUACGUUGACGACGACAGCAAUAUUGGUAAACCGGGUGUUGUUUGA
This is a messenger RNA of Diplodia corticola, 1014 nucleotides long. RefSeq names its product c6 zinc finger domain-containing protein. Bases 1 to 1014 code for a protein of 337 amino acids. Gene Ontology annotation, molecular function: DNA-binding transcription activator activity, RNA polymerase II-specific. The transcript has a single exon. The record is from RefSeq and is a predicted model, not a curated record. Gene Ontology annotation, biological process: regulation of transcription by RNA polymerase II. NCBI's taxonomy places the organism in Eukaryota, Fungi, Ascomycota, Dothideomycetes, Botryosphaeriales, Botryosphaeriaceae.